Messenger RNA from Solea solea (common sole), 813 nucleotides. Its product is annotated as CDGSH iron-sulfur domain-containing protein 1-like. Lineage: Eukaryota; Metazoa; Chordata; Actinopteri; Pleuronectiformes; Soleidae. The transcript has a single exon. The coding region runs from base 27 to 383 and encodes 118 amino acids. The record is from RefSeq and is a predicted model, not a curated record. Gene Ontology annotation, molecular function: 2 iron, 2 sulfur cluster binding. Gene Ontology annotation, cellular component: mitochondrial outer membrane; intracellular membrane-bounded organelle. Gene Ontology annotation, biological process: regulation of autophagy.
CGAUCACAAUUGCGAGUUUACCCAGCAUGCCGCAGCUGACAGCGCCUCCGACGCCCACUCUGCCCAGCUCGGCUUUCAGGUUAUCAAAAGAGCAUUUGAUGGUAGCGUUGCCAGUCGCAGUGGUUGCAGCUGUUGGGGGAUUCCUACUCAGCCAUUACCUGUCCGGGCGGCGCUGUAAAAAGGGGCAGGUGAACACGACCGUCAGCAAAGACAGUCCCAAAGUGGUCCACAGCUUUGACAUGGAGGACAUCGGCACCAAGGCUGUGUACUGCCGCUGCUGGAAGUCAAAGAAGUUCCCUUACUGUGACGGAGCACACGCCAAACACAACGACGAGACUGGGGACAACGUCGGGCCCCUCGUCAUCAAGAGGAAGAAUAAUUAAACGGAUUAAUCGCACAACUCCGGUCUCUCUUGACGUCCCAUGACCCCCCCCCCCCCCCGCUGUUUUUCCAUUCUGCAUCUCAAGUGCAAUCACCAAAGCCCAGAAAAGAGACUCAUGAUGCUGCAAAUAGUCUAAAUGUUGACCUCAGUCCUUCAACCCUGUUUUUUUCAUCACAUUUCACGACAUUGCGAAUUGCUUUCUGUUGCAUUUUGAUGUGUUUUGGACAAAAUUGUUAUCACCCCUGUGCAUGGACAUUGUAUGCUCAUGUCUGGCGUCUUCCUUGGAGCAGGUGGUUGAGACACAAUGACCUGGCAGCUCUUUGCCUCAGGUAGCCCAGGAAAUAGUCCUCUACAGGUAAAAAUCUAAGAAUCUUCACCUUGAGAAGCUGUUCCAUUAGAAGGAUUUUGGGUGUAAUAAAUUCAUUGCAUCU